CAGACAUGGGAAAGGAUUUCUACAAAAUCCUGGGUGUUGGGAGGACUGCCACUCUGCACGACAUCAAGAAGGCCUAUCGGAAGCUUGCAAAACGCUACCACCCCGACAAGAACAAGAGCCCGGAUGCGGAGGAAAAGUUCAAGGAGCUGGGCAAAGCCUACGAGGUCCUCAGCGACAAGGAGAAGCGGGACAAGUACGACAAGUCUAGCAAGGAGGCGCCCGAGGACAACGGCGGAGGAGGCUUCGGCCCGGGGCGUCCAGGAGGCUCCGGCCCCGGGCGUCCCGGAGGCUCCGGCCCAGGGCGUCCAGGAGGCUUCGGCCCCGGGGGUCCCGGAGGCUUCGGCCCCGGGGGUCCCGGAGGCUCCGGCCCCGGGGGUCCCGGAGGCUCCGGCCCCGGGGGUCCCGGAGGCUCCGGCCCCGGGGGUCCCGGAGGCUCCGGCCCCAGGGGUCCAGGAGGCUCCAGCCCCAGGGGUCCAGGAAACCAGUCUUACACGUUCACCUCUCACAGCGACCCAAUUACCACGUUUCUUGAUUGGUGCUUCAACGGAGAAUACUUUUUAACGAAACUUUGGGUGACCGCAGCCGCUGCAGGGGCAAUCACAAUUUACCUGAUCGAAAAGGAGAAAACGCCUCCUCAAACCAGUGGCGGAUCCAAAGGAGGGGCCCGGGGGGCCGGAGCCUCCCUCUAAACAA
This is a messenger RNA of Ixodes scapularis (black-legged tick), 693 nucleotides long. Its product is annotated as S-antigen protein-like. Gene Ontology annotation, biological process: protein refolding. The transcript has a single exon. Gene Ontology annotation, cellular component: cytoplasm. The record is from RefSeq and is a predicted model, not a curated record. Bases 6 to 689 code for a protein of 227 amino acids. Lineage: Eukaryota; Metazoa; Arthropoda; Arachnida; Ixodida; Ixodidae.